This is a messenger RNA of Trichoderma virens Gv29-8, 688 nucleotides long. RefSeq lists its product as uncharacterized. NCBI's taxonomy places the organism in Eukaryota, Fungi, Ascomycota, Sordariomycetes, Hypocreales, Hypocreaceae. Bases 30 to 671 code for a protein of 213 amino acids. The record is from RefSeq and is a predicted model, not a curated record. The transcript has a single exon.
CCGUCCUCGAGCUUGCUUUCAUCACCAGCAUGGUGGCAUGGCUACACAACACUGCCAGCGGCACAUUUGCCGUCAAAUUUAACGGCUCGACAUUCGAUCUCUAUGGCGAACCGAAGCAUUUCUUAGUCGACCAAGGACAUUCCAGCAACGGCGCAGCUGGAACAGCAAUCGUUCUCAUUGGCUUUGGCGGCAUCCUUACCCUUUGGCUCAGAAGUCGACCCAACAUUCUCGGAGCAAAACUUACAUCUUUCUUUUACGGUGCUUGGCUUGUUAUUCUUGUCCUGGGCCUCAUGCUUACCAUUGGGUCCCUCGGCUAUGUCUUCUCCGUCACGAAUGCGCACAAAGGACAGACGAUCGAUGUCAACGUCGCCUCGACAACUGGCAACCACAAAUAUGCUCUAGACAGUUGGACACCGCAGAACUGGUUCCCGGCUAUGUUGAAGCUGGACCUUGCAGACGACAGCCAGCGAAACGACAUCGUAAAGCAUCUACGAAUCAUGCGGGGAUGGCAGUACAACUUGAUUCCGCUAUUCUUGAUUCAACUUACGACAACUGUUCUUGCCGGCCUGGAGUUUUUGGAGAGGCGGAAGAUGCGACCUACUGCCGGGGAUUACGGCAGCGUUGAGCGAAGUAGCGGAGAGCAGAAGUUUGCUGCACCUCCUUCUGCUUAAACGGGCGUCCGAUUCGG